AUGCGAAGAGGUUUUCCAUUUUCCAAACCUGACCUAAUCUCCCAGCUGGAGCAAGGGGAAGAACUAUGGGUUCUAGAUCUGCGGGGAGCUGAGAAGAAAGAGAUCUUAAGGGGCUCCUGCUCAGGUCCCAGGGUAUUAACUGAGGACAAGCAUUUAUAUGAACAAGUGCAUGCUUCAGAAGAUACAGACUCAUGUAGAGCAACUUCAGAAAUAUUCUUAAAGAAUGGUGCUCCAGACCCUGGUUUUAGAGGAGCUUAUGAAUAUGAAGGAAAAAUAAAGAAUCAUCAGAGAAACCCCAAAAAAGUGAUUUUGAAGAAAUCCCCUUCCCAAAAGAAACGUUCAAAGCAAAUAACUAUAACCCACAAGAAAAUUGCCAUAGGAAAAAGAGACCAGGAAUAUAAUAAAUAUAGGAGAAACUUGGAUGUGACCUCAAAUCCUGUCACAUACAAGAAAGAAAAUAAAGGAAAGAAACCCCAUAAGUAUGAUAUCCAGGCCAAAACCCCCCCUCCAAAUCAAGUUCAUAUUGAACAUCAGAAAACUUACGCUGGAGAAAAACCCUGUAAGUGUCAUGAAUGUGGGAAAAGCUUUAGAUGCAGUUCACUACUUGUCCAACAUCAGAGAACUCAUACUGGGGAAAAACCUUAUAAGUGUAAUGAAUGUGAGAAGGGCUUCACUUGCAGCUCACUACUUAUUCAACAUCAGAGAAUCCAUACUGGAGAAAAACCCUUUGAAUGUAAUGAAUGUGGGAAAACUUUGAGUCGGAGUUCAAACUUUAUUGGACAUCAAAGAACCCAUACUGGAAGUGAAUGUGGAAAGGAUUUCAGUUGGAGUUCCCAACUUAUUCAACAUCAGAGAAUUCAUACAGGAGAAAAACCCUUUGGAUGUCAAGAAUGUGGGAAAUCUUUCAGUCAGUGCUCAUCCCUUAUUCAACAUCAGAAAAUUCACACGGGAGAGAAACCAUAUAAGUGCAGUGAAUGUGGGAAAAGCUUCAAUCAGAGCUCAUUGCUUAUUCAACAUCACAGAACUCACACUGGGGAGAGACCAUAUAAGUGUCAGGAAUGUGUAAAAACCUUUAGUCAGAGCUCUCAACUUACUAAGCAUCAGCGAAUUCAUUCUAGACAGAAACUUGCAAAUGUGAUGAAUGUAAACUAGUAAGUGCUCCCAAGUUAUUCAGUUGAACAAAGGUAUCUUACUCAAUUCUACAAAUGUUUAUUAAUCAUUGACAAUGUGCAAGACAGUGUGCUGAGUGCUAGUAAUAAAGGAAUGUACCCUAAUAAUUUUAUUUCAAAGGUUCAGGCAAAACACUGUGAGAAGUUUGAGGAGAAAGAGAUCAUUUUCAUUUGCAUGAGACAUAGCUCCUAUUUUCUAGUUGUUUCUAGUCCAAUGGAAGAGCUGAGAAACAAAUGUAGAUAUCUACAGUACAAGGCAGUAUAUUGAAAUCUUGUAAGUACAUUGAAUUCCAUCAUGUGAGUGCAAAAUAAGGAGGGAUUUUUUUCAGCCGAGGUCAUUAGGUAGGUAACAUCUGAGCUAGAUCUUGAAGGAUGGCCAGAAUUUUGUUUUGUGACAAUAAUAGUACCUACCUCCUAGGGUUGUCGUGAAGAUCGAGUAAGAUAAUCAUUGUAAAGCACUUAGUACAGUGUUGGGCACAUAGUAAGCACUAUAUAAAUUUUAGCUAUUAUUAGUUGUUGUUAUUGUUGUUGUUACCUCACCCUGAAGUUUUGUCUGAAGCGUCCUCUUUCAUAUUUGUAAAAGUAGUUGGUUACCUCCUUUUGUCUACUACCUUUGAACAGGAAUGUCCUCUCAUUCCAAUAAGAAACAAAUAUUCCCCCCAAAUCCUCCCUUUUCUCUCUUGAAUGAUUCCCCCUUUAUCUGCACCUCUUUCUAUUGUAAAAGAUGUUAUUUAUCCUAAAUUGCCUCAGAAUACUGCUGAUUGUGCUGUAAGCAGGCCUGAAAUUUGUAAAAACUAAAUUUGUACCCUAGAAAGUCAAAGCAGCUAUCAGCAGUUUCUUUAUCAUACUCAUAUAUUCCUUUGCUUUCAGUUUGGCCUCCUGACUUUGACCAACAGUCAUUGAAUCUCUGAUGAUGGGUAUGCCUCUCCCAAGAAGUGCCAUUCCUCUCUGUAGAAAAAAAAUUCUGUAACACAUUUUAUAGCCUUAGAAAGUUUCCUGGGGGUUCUGAGAGGUUAUUUGAUUCUCUAGAAUUACAUAGACAGUGUAUGUCAGAAGCAGGACUUAAACCCAGGUCUUCCUGGCUCCAAGGCCAGCUCUUUAGCCACUAUGCAUUCUCUGUACCAACUGGUUCAUCACUAUAAAUUUUUUUAGAAUGAUCUAUGCUCAUACUGAGCCUCUCAAUGAAAAUAUGAGAAGAGCAAAAGACUUUCAAAAACAAUUUUCUAUAGCA
Vombatus ursinus (common wombat) is the source of this 2400-nucleotide messenger RNA. RefSeq names its product zinc finger protein 501-like. Gene Ontology annotation, biological process: regulation of DNA-templated transcription. Lineage: Eukaryota; Metazoa; Chordata; Mammalia; Diprotodontia; Vombatidae. The record is from RefSeq and is a predicted model, not a curated record. The transcript has 3 exons. Bases 1 to 1152 code for a protein of 383 amino acids.